This is a messenger RNA of Puma concolor (puma), 2366 nucleotides long. The record is from RefSeq and is a predicted model, not a curated record. NCBI's taxonomy places the organism in Eukaryota, Metazoa, Chordata, Mammalia, Carnivora, Felidae.
AUGGCCUUCCCUCCAGGGGUGGCCUUCCCCACUCAGCACUUGCUUAUCGGGCACGCACCUGGGCCAGGCACGAGCUGGGUUCCGGGGAGACGGCGGGAACAAGGCCUCUGUCUGGGGAGUGGGGUCGAAGGAGACUUUCGUGGGGAUACAGCCGCUGUAGGUGAGAAGAGGGCCAAGGAGAAGUGGGGGCUGCGGGCACUGGACCUGUCUUGGGUCCUGAGUGGGAGCCAUGUCAGCCUUUCUGACAGCGGCCACCCACAGGGCCAGUGCGGUGUGGAACCCCAGCUCCCGGAGGCUGGCAGGCGGACGAUGGAGAUGGUGGGCUCUGAGAACCAGGUAGGCAAGUUCCGGGCCUGCCCUGCCCUACAGGGUGCCGCCUGCCUGGUUUCAGUCGGCAAAUCUCUUUCAGCCCUGAAACCGGGACGGGCCUCGUGGGUGCCAUUGGAUGAGCGCAUCAUCUUCUCUGGGAACCUGUUCCAGUACCAGGAGGACAACAAGAAGUGGAGGAACCGCUUCAGUCUCGUGCCUCACAACUAUGGGCUGGUGCUCUACGAGAACAAAGUGGCCUACGAGCGACAGGUCCCACCACGGGCUGUCAUCAACAGUGCAGGCUACAAAAUCCUCACCUCUGUGGAUCAGUACCUGGAGCUCGUCGGCAACUCCUUACCAGGCAUCCCUGAGAACUCCAAGGUAGAGGGCCCUGCGUUCACGGACGCCAUCCGCAUGUACCGCCAGUCCAAGGAGCUGUACGGGACCUGGGAGAUGCUGUGUGGGAACGAGGUGCAGAUCCUGAGCAACCUGGUGAUGGAGGAGCUGGGCCCUGAGCUGAAGGCGGAGCUCGCCCCGCGGCUGAAGGGAAAACCGCAGGAGCGACAGCGGCAGUGGAUCCAGAUCUCAGACGCUGUGUACCGCAUGGUGUACGAGCAGGCCAAGGCGCGCUUUGAGGCGGUGCUGUCCAAGCUGCAGCUGGCCCGGCCAGCCAUGGAGGCGGCCAUCCGCACGGACAUGGACCAGAUCAUCACCUCCAAGGAGCACCUGGCCAGCAAGAUCCGAGCCUUCAUCCUCCCCAAGGCAGAGGUGUGCGUCCGGAACCACGUCCAGCCCUACAUCCCGUCCAUCCUGGAGGCCCUGAUGGUGCCCACCAGCCAGGGCUUCACCGAGGUGCGGGAUGUCUUCUUCAAAGAGGUGACGGACAUGAACCUGAACGUCAUCAAUGAGGGCGGUGCUGACAAGCUGGGUGAGUACAUGGAGAAGCUGUCCCAGCUGGCGUCCCACCCCCUCAAGAUGCAGAGCUGCUACGAGAAGAUGGAGCCACUGCGGCUUGACGGGCUGCAGCAGCGUUUCGAUGUGUCCAGCACGGCCGUGUUCAAGCAGCGAGCCCAGAUCCACAUGCGAGAGCAAAUGGACAAUGCCGUGUACACCUUCGAGACCCUCCUGCACCAGGAGCUGGGGAAGGGGCCCACCAAGGAGGAGCUGUGCAAGUCCAUCCAGCGGAUCCUGGAGCGCGUGCUCAAGAAAUACGACUACGAUAGUAGCUCGGUGCGGAAGCGAUUCUUCCGGGAGGCGCUGUUGCAGAUCACCAUCCCCUUCCUGCUCAAGAAGCUGGCGCCCACGUGCAAGUCGGAGCUGCCCCGGUUCCAGGAGCUGAUCUUCGAGGACUUUGCCAGGUUCAUCCUAGUGGAGAACACGUACGAGGAGGUGGUGUUGCAGACGGUGAUGAAGGACAUCCUGCAGGCUGUGAAGGAGGCCGCUGUGCAGAGGAAACACAACCUGUACCGGGACAGCAUGGUCAUGCACAAUAGUGACCCCAACUUGCACCUGCUGGCGGAGGGUGCACCCAUCGACUGGGGUGAGGAGUAUGGUGGCAGUGGUGGGGACAGUGGCAGCCCCAGCGUCCCGGAAGCAGCCCCGCUUUCGGAAAAGCGACGGCGUGCCAAGCAGGUGGUGUCCGUGGUCCAGGACGAGGAGGCAGGGCUGCCUUUUGAGGCUGGCUCGGAGCCACUAUCACCUGCGUCCCCGGACAGUGUCACCGAGCUGCGCGGUCUGCUGGCCCGGGAUCUGCGGGCUGAGAGCCCCCCGCCGGCUGGCCCUCUGCUCAACGGGGCCCCCUCCCAAGAGAGCCCCCAGCCCGUGGCAGCCCCUGAGGCCUCCUCGCCGCCAGCCUCGCCCCUUCGGCAACCCCCUCCUGGAAAAGCUGCGGACCUUGAGCCCCCCAAACCUAGUGACCAGGAGACUGGGGAGCAGGUAUCCAGCCCUGGUGGCCGCCCCCCCAUCCACACCACCACCGAGGACAGCGCAGGGGUACAGACUGAGUUCUAGGCCGGUCGCCCCUGAGCUUCUGCUGGACAUGGGUCACCCCCUCCAAG